Messenger RNA from Phasianus colchicus (ring-necked pheasant), 9410 nucleotides. It is a transcript of the gene VAV3, whose product is annotated as vav guanine nucleotide exchange factor 3. Gene Ontology annotation, molecular function: protein binding; guanyl-nucleotide exchange factor activity. Gene Ontology annotation, cellular component: plasma membrane; cytoplasm. The record is from RefSeq and is a predicted model, not a curated record. Gene Ontology annotation, biological process: regulation of GTPase activity; cell migration; intracellular signal transduction. NCBI's taxonomy places the organism in Eukaryota, Metazoa, Chordata, Aves, Galliformes, Phasianidae.
GCGGCGGCGGCGGAGGGCACAGCGGGGGCCGCCGCGGCCGCAGCGUGGCGGCGAUGGAGCCGUGGAAGCAGUGCGGGCAGUGGCUGAUCAGCUGCAAGGUGCUGCCGCCCAACCACCGGGUCACCUGGGACACGGCCCAGGUCUUCGACCUGGCGCAGACGCUGCGCGAUGGCGUGCUGCUGUGCCAGCUGCUCAACAACCUGCGCAGCCACUCCAUCAACCUCAAGGAGAUCAACUUGCGCCCGCAGAUGUCCCAGUUUCUUUGCUUGAAGAACAUAAGGACUUUUCUUUCGGCAUGUUGUGAAAUAUUUGGGAUGAAGAAAAGUGAACUUUUCGAAGCAUUCGAUUUGUUUGAUGUGAGAGACUUUGGAAAGGUGAUAGAAACACUCUCAAAACUUUCCCGCACUCCUAUUGCAAUCGGCACAGGAAUAAGGCCCUUCCCUACAGAAGAAAGCGUUGAUGACGAAGAUGUCUACAAAUGUCUCCCUGAUUUGAUAGAUGAAACUGGUGUUGAUGAAGAUGAGGAGCUCUAUGAUUGUGUCUAUGGAGAAGAUGAAGGUGGGGAGGUUUAUGAAGACCUAAUGAAAGAUGAAGCAGCACAGCAACCUAAACAUACUGAGAAUGAUGUAAGAAGUUGCUGUCUUGCUGAAAUAAAACAAACUGAAGAGAAAUACACUGAAACUCUGGAAUCAAUAGAGAAAUUUUUUAUGGUGCCAUUGAAAAGGUUUUUGUCAGCAUCAGAGUUUGAAACUGUUUUCAUCAACAUUCCUGAUUUGGUGAAAAUUCAUAGGAGUCUAACACAGGACAUCAGUGAUUCCAUUAUUAACAAAAACGAUCAGAACUUGUAUCAGAUUUUUAUUAGCUACAAGGAGAGACUGGUUAUUUAUGGACAGUACUGCAGUCAAGUGGAAACAGCCAUAUCAUGCUUAGACAACAUUUCUAAGACAAAAGAAGAUGUUAAGUUGAAGUUAGAGGAAUGUUCUAAGAGGGCCAACAAUGGGAAAUUUACUUUGCGAGAUCUUUUAGUGGUUCCAAUGCAAAGAGUGCUAAAAUACCACCUACUGCUCCAGGAGCUGGUAAAGCACACUACAGAUCCCCUGGAGAAAACAAAUCUAAAACUGGCGCUUGAUGCAAUGAAGGACUUGGCUCAAUAUGUAAAUGAAGUGAAGAGAGAUAAUGAAACGCUCCGUGAAAUUAGACAAUUUCAGCUAUCAAUAGAGAAUUUGAAUCAUUCCCUCUUACAGUAUGGAAGACCUCAGGGUGAUGGGGAAAUAAGGAUAACUACAUUAGACAAACGUGCGAGGCAAGACAGGCAUAUCUUCUUGUUUGAUCUGGCUGUAAUUGUUUGCAAACGGAGAGGUGAUAAUUACGAAAUGAAGGAAAUAAUAGAUCUUCAGAAAUACAAAAUUACAAAUAACCCCACUACUGAUAAAGAAAAUAAAAAGUGGUCUUAUGGCUUCUACCUCAUUCAUAUCCAAGGUCAAAAUGGUUUAGAAGUUUAUUGCAAAACUAAAGAUUUGAAGAAAAAAUGGCUUGAACAAUUUCAAAUGGCUCUGUCAAACAUACGACCAGAUUAUGCAGACACAAGCUUUCAUGAGUUCAAAAUGCAUACUUUCAGUCGUGUGACAUCUUGCAAAGUCUGUCAAAUGCUUCUUAGGGGAACAUUUUAUCAAGGCUAUUUAUGCUCUAAGUGCGGAGCUGGAGCGCACAAAGAAUGUUUAGGAAGAUUAGACAAUUGUGGCAGAGCUAAUUCAGGUGAGCACGGGAACCUGAAACAUGAGAAACGAACGAAUGGAAUUAGAAGGAACUCCAGACACGUGGACCCAGGUUUACCAAGAAUGCAAGUAAUUCGAAACUACAAAGGAAUACCGCAACCAGCGCCACAGGAUGGUCCACCAUUACAUAUCCAGAUUGGGGACACUAUUGAACUGAUUACAGGCGAUGCCCAUAGUUUAUUUUGGCAGGGCAGAAAUCUAACGACAGGAGAACUGGGCUUCUUCCCAAGUGAUGCAGUAAAGCCUAGCCCAUGUGUUCCUAAACCAGUUGACUACUCGUCGCAACUGUGGUUUGCAGGAGCAAUGGAAAGAUUGCAAGCAGAGAGUGAACUUAUUAACAGAAUAAAUAGCACUUACCUGGUGCGACACAGGACUAAAGAGUCAGGAGAAUAUGCAAUUAGCAUUAAGUACAAUAACGAAGUGAAACACAUCAAGAUUUUAACACGAGAUGGCUACUUCCACAUUGCAGAAAAUAGAAAAUUUAAAAAUUUAAUGGAACUUGUAGAUUACUAUAAGCACCACUCUCUUAAAGAAGGCUUUCGAAGUCUGGAUACUACACUUCAAUUUCCAUACAAAGAAUCUGAAAACUCAGUGGGACAGAGGGGUAACAGAGCAGGUGGCAACUUGCUAAGUCCAAAGGUGAUAGGCAUUGCCAUUGCAAGGUAUGACUUCUGUGCGAGAGACAUGAGAGAACUAUCCUUAUUGAAAGGUGAUGUUGUAAAGAUUUAUACGAAAAUGAGUGCAAAUGGCUGGUGGAGAGGUGAAGUAAAUGGAAGGGUGGGCUGGUUUCCAUCUACUUAUGUUGAAGAAGAUGAAUGAAUUAAACUUUUCUCUGCUGACCAGGAAUUUCAGGGAUUGUAGAAUUUAAUAACUUCAAGCAUUAAUGGUCUUGUUAAGUACUUAGGCAGCAGCAUUUUGUCUGUCUGAACCUUCUAGUCUUAUUGUUGGGAUUUAGAAAGAACUUUGUGUGAACAGAUUAUUACCUUGCCCAGAGCUGUGCAAGAAACAACCUGCCACUUUGCUGUCACUGGGGAUCAGUACAAAGUCAGGUGCUCACCUUCCCAGAAGAUUUCAGGAAAACAAAUUCCUUUAUUCUGUUUUUCUGUUUUUCACCCUGUACUACACCAUGAAUUGUAGCUAUGGCUGAAUGUUUAAUAAGUCUAUUUUCUUCUAGCUAACAUCUGUGAUGAUAUGAGGAGAUGAAGGCUUAUUAUUCCUUAUCACUGUAUGCAGAAAACAUAGUUCAGUCAUUCAGGUGGACAUGAAGUGUAGUCAGUAGAUUUUUCAAAAUAUCAAACUGUCUUACUUAUCACCUUGUAAACAGUUAUACACUAAAAAAAAACAUUCUGAAGUAAAUAUGAAUUUUGUAAGCGAGAGUAGCAUAUAUGCAUGUGUAAUUAGUUAACUGAAUUCUUAAAGGUUUUGCCUAAAUCUUCAAACAAUUUGUUUAAAGAAGUCAUUUCUAAAAAGUUUGGUAACAUGAUAACGCUUGAAAAAUUAUCUGCAAAGUGGAAUUCUGGGUUUGUUCUUUGUCUUCUCAGCUUUAUUAUUUUAGCAACUGAUAAUUUAAGUGAAACCUGAGGGCAAUUAUGACAAGAGUCAUUUUAAAAUUGUAAGAAUUAGCAUUAAAUAAAUAUUGUAAUUCUAUUGUGUAGCAGGAUAUACUGAUGCAGGAUGAUUUCAUUCCUUGAGAACAAAAUUGUAUAUCUUAAUCUCUUGGAUGAUUCAUAUGAAUUUUGAUGCUUCCAACUACAAGCUGUUUUUCCUGGUUAGACAGGAGCUUCUAUUCCUACUAAAAUCACCUUUUGUGCUCUUAGAAGUUAAUGCAGAAGGAACUUGCAGAGUUCAGCGUGCCUGUUCCCCUCUUGUUUCCUGGGAUGUUAAUGGCAGUGCAGUGAGUGAUCUUGUUGCAGUGUUAUGAAUAUCCUUAAGUAAUAGUGGAAACCAGAUUAGUUAGCUUGAAAGAUCAGUCCUCAAAGUGGCAUCUGCCCCUUUGUGGGGCAGUUUUUUAAGGUAUUUAUGGAGUGUCAGAAGUGCUUUAAGUUAAAAGAAAUGUGAGUGAUGCCUUCGGAUUUACUGUUUGUAAUAUUUAGAUCAUUUCUAACUCAUCUUGAAAACUUCAGAGAAAGUGAAGCUCCUUCUUUGCUUCUUCCUGGCCUCCUGGCCAUCAUGAAGAACCAAGCACAGCACAGAAGAUCACAGUAACUCCCCUCCUCUCUGCAACCAUCAUAUCCAACUGUUACACCUAGCACAUUCUGUUAUGUGACCAGUUAUAAGUGAGGAUCUCCUAAUUAGAAAUCCUCCACUUGUUAGAUUCAAUUUUGCAGAUGGAACUCUGCUGAUGCUCUUAACUUUUCAAGGAUUUACCUCAAAAUUAUGUAAACUGUGAUUAUGUUAAGUACAUUUCUUGAUGGAACAAUUCAGAGUGAUUGUAAAUAUGUACAUUAUGCAUAAAACAUUUUGUAAAUGACCUGUACAGCAGUGUAGACUGGGAUAUACUGUGUUUGAUCAUGUCUUGUCAUGCAGUUUUAUUGUCAGUUGUGAGUCUGAUCCUAUGUUCCCUAAGUAGACGAAGUUGAUGCACAGUUUUGCCCUCUCAAGGGCUAGAGAAAUGGGCUAUAGGCCUGUGAGGUGUUUAGUGCUUUGCUGUCAUACAGUUUUGAGAAGAAGCAGUUUAAUUCAGUGAGUUAAGAAAUGCAUCAGUCAUUCUGGACAGCUUGGAUUUAGAAUCAUUUUGAGUAUUCCCUCCAUCCUAAAAUUGCUGUAAAGCCUUUAAGUAAUUCCUGAAUCCAGUAAUCAGCCUAUGAGAACAAUGAAAGCCAUAGAUAAACUUGCUUUUGUGGCAUAAAUCUAUGUGUUAUUGUCUAUGUUUAAUGCCCUGUAUUAAUUGAGUUAAUGCUGCAUCUUAAACUAUAUUUUCAGUACCAAAGACUUCUAGAUAUUCUGGAUAUUUCAUGUACUUCUUUUGCUUGUAUGGAGGUUUUGUUGUCAUGCAAUGCUGAUGUUACCGUACUUUAAUUUGUAACAUUUUGUAAAUAUGUUAAGUAUAAUAAACUGGUCAAUUUGUUUUUUUGAGUGUGUGUCAAAAUAAGUAGCUGACUAGUAUGAAGUUUGCGUUCCUUUUGCCUCACAUUCUUCUCAUGGCAAGCAGAAAUUGAUAAUAUUAUUUUGGUUUCCCAGAUCUGUAUAAUCUUAGUUUAGUUGUGGGACUGAGCUGUCAUUGUAAAUGGGUUGUUAUUGGUUUCUUUUCAUAGCUGGAAUAAUUUGUCUACUGGCACAUCAAGACAAAUGGAGUGUUUUGUUUGUGUUUAACUAUAGGGAACAUUGUGAAAUCAGUCAUCUGCUAUUGAUUUUUAUCUAUUAAAGCUGAUAACUUGUAGUAUUUGACUGAAAAAAAAAAACUGAAAUGGGUCUAUGAAGUUUCCUUUUACGUAUCAUGCUUCUUAGAAAUGUCUUUCCUAUUUCACCUUUUUUUUUUUCUUCUGCAUUUGUCAUAUAUGGAUUAACAUACAAAUUCUGGUUGAAUUGAGCUCUAAUCUUGAAAAUAAUCUGUGUUUACUUUCAUGGGCUACUUGAAAGUCUUAGCAGUGUAAUCCAUUCAUACGUUAUUUACAAUAUAAAAAUUAUAGUGUUUACGUAGGUAUUUCUGCACAGGUGAAGUAAUUCAGCAAGGUCAGUGAUGAUACAAUUUCAAUGUUGCUUCAUUGUGCUACUUCUGUUUUUCAGUAGCAAGUCUUUUCUUAUGGAACUACCUUUCUAACAGAUAAUUAUUGAACUUAAUGAGGCAUUUACACGUCUCUACAGAUGUAAGGCAUAAUUUUCCUGUCAGCCAUGAACAUGUCACAUAACUGAGCCACACCUAAUGAAAGAUGCAAAAAUGUUUCUCAAUUAAAUUCUCUUGUUAACAGUAUUGCACUCAGUCACAGAUCUUCUCCUUCCCCUUUUAUGUGAGAAGGAUGCAUCCUCUGACGGGUGAGAACUGCAGUUAGGGUACAAGAACCACUUAUGACUGGGUACUGGUUGAAUUUUUCAGUUGUGAGUCUUGGAAACUCACUUGAAAAUCUCAAUUUGACAAAAAAGAAAAACAACAAAAAACAACAACAGAAAAAAAAAAAAAAACCACAAUGGAAAUUAUGUUAACCUGUUAACCAGAAUAUGUUUCUCCUCUGCCUCCCAGGCUAACUCUAGAUGUUCUCUGCAAGAGAAGAUAAUGUCAGUUAUAACAGUUUUAGUAGCUCAUAGAAUUAAGGGAGAGGUACUGUCUUUAAAAAUAAUAAAUAAAAAUGUUUGUUCUGUUGACUUCAAUGUUCAGUGCAAAAACAUUUCCUAAUUCACAAUCAAUAUUUUGAACUAUUUUGAAAAAGAAGUUGCAAGUACAGUAUAGUUUAUGCGCUGAUGCUGUCAUGCAGAUCAACUGAACUGUAUUGACACUACAGUAGAAUCAUAGAACCUGAAGGUAAGCACUACACAGCUCACUUUCUUUACAGUGGGACAGGGCAAGAAUAAAAAUGAGAACUUGUAUGCAAAUGAAAAUAGUUUAAUAAGGAAAAGAGAAAUGGUAAAACAAAAACAAGUGACACAAAGCCAAUCGCUCACCAUCUUCCAACAGGAGACUGAUAUCCAGUCAGUUCAGAAGCAGAAGAGAGCUAACCUCCCAAAAACUUUUUCUGUUUUCUUGCUGGACACGUUAUUAUGUAGCAGGAAUAUUUCUUUGGAUAAUUCUGGUCACCUGCUUGGUUGUGUUCCCUCCCAGCCUUUUGUACACCCCUGAUCUAUUCACUGGGUGGGGGGUGAGAAACAGAGAGUCUUGAUGCUGUGAAAACACUGUUGAGCAGUGGUUAAAAUACUUCUUUUGACUCUUUUGUUUACAGAUCUAAAAACAGCAUCCUAUGAGCUGGUAUGAAAAAAGCGAACUCCAUGUUAUCCAAUAUAUCAGGUAUAAAAGUAAAAUAAUGAGUAAACCAGGAGAUACUAGGUGUACAUGGAAUCUGUGGUAUUUUAGCAAGCUACGAUAGUAUCUGUUUUUAGUAAAUUCAGCAAGGAUCAUUUCUCAUGCACAACAUCAAAACUUUUUACCUCUGCAUUUCAGAGGAACAAAGAAGUUAAUACAUUAACUAGCCUUUCUUGAAAUGAGUCAUGAGAUUUUAGCUCUUACCUAGGUAAGGGAGAAGUAGUUUGGAGUAAUUUUGAUUUCAUAAAGCUAUGGGAUAAGAGGUUAAUGGUAUGUACUUUUUCACAAUGCUGAAGUGUGUGAUGCAUAUAUAAUUAAUAAUAGAAAUAUAGAAAGGAUUAAGCAUCAGAAAUUGACUGCAGAAGGGUGAUUCACUUAUGCUUUAUUUUAGCAACUUCCUUCUCAAGAACAAAGAGCAGUUUGUUUUCAUAGCAAAUCAGAUUUGAGUUACUAAUUUAGUUUUUUAAUUCCUGAUCUGAGUAGUUUAUUGUCCAUUCAUUAUGAGGCUCUCUGCUGCUUUACAUGAUUAUGAAGUUAGAUUUCAUUUUUCCUGUAAUGUUUGAGCUGUUAGUGACUUUCUCUGUUACAGUUUUUUACUUGCCAAUGUGCUUUUCAAAAAAUAUGCAGUUCAUUUUAGAAUGUUGCAUUAUUACCUUAAGUAAACAUAGUAUUACAAGAAAUGAUAAGUUUGGAGGUGGCUGUUGGUCACGGGGCAUAAAGCUGUUUUGUUUCUUUAGUAACUCCAUCCUUUAAUAUGAAACCUUAUGACUGUAGGAAAAACAGAGAAGAUCAGUGAAUAAGAAAUAAAGCGUUGAUACCAUAUUAUGUGUGUUAGGAGGAGCCUGUUGUGUGAUCAAUUCAUAAAAUUCAUUAAAAAUUGCUCAAAAUAUUAAAUGUUUGAUGAUAGCAUUGGAUUGGAAAAAAAACUUUUUCGUUACUUUUGUACUGGAAAGCUUUGCUGAUGCAGCAGAGGGAUCAAGCACAGUUGGACUUAGUCCCGCUCCUACUAGAGAACUCGAUAAAUUUUUCUUCAAUUAGUUUUAUUUUUUCCCCAAAGUAAUUAUGUCUUCCUCAAGGAAAUGCAGUAUUGUUCCUAGGAUUCUAAUUCUUACUCAUGCAUAAGUCUAAUGGAAACAUGUAUAACUGAAGCAAAGUUUUCUCAGUAGUUUUGCAAUCAGUCUGCUGGUAUCCUGUCAGCUGAAAUGAGGCAGGAGGCCUCCAUACGGCUGAGUUGCUAGGUAAUGUACAAGCAGCUUUCCUACCUACUCUCACAGAUAUUUCUUUUUUGCUUUUUUCUUUUUUUCUUUUUUUCUAAUGCAAGAGAAGGGAAUGCUUACUAGAGGAGUUGGAGGCCAUUUUAUUCUCUUGGUUCUGAAUAUAGCGUUGUUAAACUUGGAGUGCUUUGUGUUUGUGGUGGAUGAAAGAUAAAACUGCCUGGAACUGUGUGUUCUGUUAAGUUCUGGGUGUGGCUCUUUGGUGUCAUCAAAAUUGUUUAGAUGAAAGAGCCUUUGAAUGUAUUGUGCUCUAAUAUGGAGGUUUUGCAUAAUAUUUUCAGGAAUAGUUCCAACUAGAAGACGCAGUGGCAGGUUUCCUAUUCUUAUUUUAUUUAAAGAAUGAUCUGUUGCUUCUCUAGUUGUAUAGCAUAUCCAGUUGGAUCAGGUAGAGACGAACUGAAAUAUUAGAAUGCUUAUUGCUUUUGGAAUCCAUAUAGCAUUACAUUUUUUCUAGAUAGUGAGCUUUGGAAAAUCAAGCUUCAGUAAUUUAAAGAUGAUCCAGUUAAAAUUUUUCUAUCUUUGCAACUUUCAUUCACACUUUCAGGGAAUGUACACUUUUUUUUGACAUUGUCCGAAUGUGGAAAUUCGGGCAGAGACUUCCUGCCACUAGAGCUUGAUUACAACUCCUCAGACUUAUAGAAUAUUAAAAAAGAAUAAAAAACAAAAAACAAACAAACAAAAAAACAAAAAAAACAACUAAACAAUAAAAAAAAAUAACCCUACAAAUGUGCAAAGACCCUUUAAUAUUGUAUCUUCGGUAGUAAGCCAGUAAACACACAAACAGGUACCCAAAGGAUUUGUAUUGAAAAUAUUGCCAGUCAUGUUCUCUCUUUUCCUCCUACUGCAAAAUGCUGUAGGGCAUUAGGAAAAAAAACCCAUUGUCUCCUUGUUUGACUUCUUGUAGAUUAAUAAUAACCAUGUCAGCUCUUGGUGGAGCAUCCUUUCUCUGCAUUUUAAAUAUGUAUGCGCAGAUACAAUGGUUUAUCUCCUAAAUGCAUCUGAUUUGAGUUCUGAUUUUUGGAUUGUUAUAAGUAUUUUGUAGUUAUCAGUUAAAUAAGUCAGUAAGCACAGAAAAGAACUGUAGCCCAAAUAAUAUGCAUCUAGGCAAUAAGACUCAUAAGGCUAGAUAUUUUCUCUUUUGGCCCUCUGUUAGUAAUGCACUGUGAAGAGCAAGAAGCUUUACUUGAAUGUCACUCUAAUUGCUAAAAGUAUUCAGCAAAACAUUUAUUAGAGAAGGAUUACUAAGUAAUAUUUAAUAGGAAUCCAUAACCUGUUCUCUUGGCUGAUAUUUGGAGCUUAUGUUAUGGCUGCUAUGUGAAGAACAUUGUAGUCAUUGAAUCUCUUGUAUUGGUGGUUGCUUAUAUUGGAGCAGGUGUUGAUAAGUCUUUGUGUAGCACUAUUCUGCAAAAU